UUAGUUGACGUAGUUCAUGCAUUGAUCGUUGAACUGCAGUUUUUCGACAAGAAUUCAAGCUAUUCAUAUUGCAAAACUUUGCUCCGUACCAACUAUUCUAAUUUUUCCGUUCUAAAAUGGUGGGAAAAAAGAUACAGCAACCGGAAAUGCGUACAAUGUACCUCUUGAAACCCGGACAGACACUCGAGAAUAUCAAAGCGUCUGAAAGAACUCGGGCGUUGAUAGUGACGAAGGACACCUUUCAGCGUUUUGUGGAUUAUACUACGGAGGAGGAUAGAAUAGUGGCACAGCAAGAAAGGGAAGCUGCAAAAAUAGCAGCGUUGAAAAAAGCGACUUAUGAAAAAAGUGAAACAUGGCACGUCACAAUAAAAAAUAUUAAAGCGAGACAGAGAGAAGAAUUAUUGUCAAAGAGGCAAAAGGCCGAGGAAGAGAGGAAAGUGUUCGUGAAGGAAAUGACGGAGAAAAAGUUGGCGGAGCGUGCAGAGGUGGUGCAGCAAGCAAGGAGAUUGCUCCAGCAAAAGAGGCCUUUGUGCCGACAGAUUAAUCGCGCUCUUCUCGUCUCCGAGUGUCUUAGGGAACUUGACGACCAAGUGGCGUUUCAAAAGACCAUUAGAGCGAUGGAUAAGGAGCAGGAUAUAAAAUAUGCUAGUAUGAUUAUGACAGACGUUGUAAAAGACGAGGAACAGAAGAAGCAAGAAACGAAGAAACAAAUGAAAAAAAUAAGAGAUUACAGAACAGCGUUGAUAAAACAGCUCGAAGAGAACGAACGGGAUAGUAAGCUAAAAGUAAUGGAGGAAAUGGAAGCUGAAAAACAGGAGCAAAAAAAUAUGACCCGAGAGAUACAACUCACAAAAGAGAAAGAGAUGCAAGAUUUAUUGAACAAAAAGAAGAGAUUCCAGCGAUUUUUCGAGGAAGCGAUAGAGGAGAAGAAGCGAUUGGAAUUGGAAUUAAAGCACAACGACGAAUUGGAGGAUCGUGCGUUAGAAGUGUAUCGGGAGGCUAAAGAUCGGAUACAGAAAAUUCAUAAAUCAUUAGCGCUGAAGGAGAAGGAAGAGAAAGCGCGUCAGACGCAGAUUAUAGUGGGGCAACAUGUUUCAUCCGAGCAAGCUCGCGAGGCUAAAGAGCGAGAAAUCUUGAAAAAAGCUGUCGAAGAGAAAGAAGUUGCCGAGGCGGAAAAGCGAAAAGCGCAAAAGGAACGAGAGGAGAAGAUGCGCGCACUCAUGGAGGAAUAUAAGCUUCAUGACGCGGCUGUAAAGACCAAGCUGAGACAAGAGGAGAAGGAGCUGAAAGCUUGGGAGAUGAUGCAGAGAUUUAAGAGAGAUGAGUAUGACAAACAGACCAACUUGGAAGAACGCAAACGGCAAUGGCAAGAAAAACUGGAAUAUCGCAACGAAUUGCAGAAAGAUAUUGAGGAGAGACGAACCGAAAAAGAACGCGAAAAGGAAGUUCUCGAAGCCGAAGCGACUAAAGCCGCAGAGAGAGCCAAUCAAAGAAUUUUACUUUACAGCAACGAAGUUUUAGAAGAGUCGAAGGGAGCGAGACCGCUUUAUCCGAUCGUGAAAGCCAUAGAGGAGAUUAAAAAGGAAAUGGGGUUAACGCCGAACAAGAAAAAAUUCGAAGUCAACCUCGAGUCAACCGUCGAGGCGGAGCGGCCGAAGAGAAAAUACAGAGCCCGUCGCUGCACUUGCCCGAAACCUGUUCUGGUUGAUCAAAUGUAUUAUUUGCAGUAACUGCCGUUUACAAUAAACAGCGUUAAUCGCGAGUCGUCCGUCCGCAAUUACCACGCAUCCGUCCGAUCAUUAUGCCAUUUAUUCGGGACGCGGGUCAUUUUCACAUCGCAUCGUCGUACAAGUCUCGCGUGUUACGACUCACGCAAAAAUCGGCAGAAACAAAGUUGUCCACGUCAAAACGAAAUUUACCAGCAAUUUACGUACAAAGAAUUCGUCAAGUUGUGAAAGUUGGUGCACUCUCACGAUUCGUUUACUGCGCAGUGGGCACUCGUUAUACAUCACGAACAUUAUACUCCUCUUUCUCGGGGCAAUUAAAUAAGUUAUUUAAUAAGGACAGGUUGUUUAAACAGAUUUCUCGGGGGGUACUUCGUAUCGCGUUUACAUUCAAUUAACAAAAUGUAUAAAUUAAUGUGAAGACAUUACACAUAUGACAUUAUUCAGUAAUAUAGCGUGCGCUUAUAAUGCGAACUAAUUUCUCAUACGAUUGUAAAAUAUGAUUCCUGACAUAAGCAAUACACAAUGUAUCAAAACCAUGUACCGAAAGAAAUUAAUCAAAAUGGCAAGCAAUUUGUUAUCAUAACUUUCAA
This is a messenger RNA of Wasmannia auropunctata (little fire ant), 2317 nucleotides long. RefSeq names its product calponin homology domain-containing protein DDB_G0272472-like. The record is from RefSeq and is a predicted model, not a curated record. The transcript has 9 exons. NCBI's taxonomy places the organism in Eukaryota, Metazoa, Arthropoda, Insecta, Hymenoptera, Formicidae. Bases 117 to 1730 code for a protein of 537 amino acids.